Ostertagia ostertagi is the source of this 342-nucleotide messenger RNA. NCBI's taxonomy places the organism in Eukaryota, Metazoa, Nematoda, Chromadorea, Rhabditida, Trichostrongylidae. The record is from the annotation of a GenBank genome assembly.
AUGGCAUUGAGCACUAGCGGCGUUCUACCAAGUGGCAGCUCCGUGACGGCAACUUGCGCGGAAGAUAUGAAGGUUCUCAUUGGUGUGAACACAAUAAGAUGCGUGCUCGGUCAAUGGGCUCCAAACCGAUUUGGCUAUUGUGUGGACAUUGGUGACCCCUUGGAACAGUGUUGUGUACAACAGCGGUUAUGGUCAAGUGAUCGUGAAGUUCCCUGCAGGCGGUUACGGCAUUGUGAAUGUGAAAGGAUAUCGUGGAAUUCCAGACAGCGAAGGAUAUACCUGGAGCAUCCAGAACAACCAAAUCUACAGAAAUGGUGUUCUAGUGCCCGACAACAGUGGUAG